UGACAUCACACCCAGUAGAGAUCUCUCCGCAGUGUGGAAAUAGUUGAAGAGCGCACGCAGUCCAAUCCACAAAACACAUUUUUAGCUAAGCGAGAAAUAUACAAUUGUGAGUUUCUUGUCAGCGUCGCUUGGACAUGAUUUGUAUUAUUUUUAACAGGCUCUGAAAGACGCGCAGUCAGUGAAGGACGUUUGAAAACUGACUUCUGAUUAGUUCACGAUUAAGUUCAAACCGGAAAAGCCACGGAUAGAGGUUGUUUUUAUCAACGGCAUAAGAUUCAUUUAAAUCAGAGCACAGGCAGCAUGUCCAGAGAAGACGCUCGAAAUUGGCAUGACUUCACAAAAAUGAUCGGACUGUUCAGCGUGGUCACGUUGCUGACUUUUCAAGGGGCGGUGUCUCAGCGGGUGAAGGUGGAACCGGAAGUGAUGUCCUACCCCAGCCAGGCGGUCAACCUGAGGUGUGCCUUCACAGACGCUGGAGGGAUACAGCUCACACAGGUGUCCUGGAUCUAUGAGCCGAAGGAGGGCGAGCGGCUCAACAUCGCCGUGUACCACCCUAACUUUGGGGCAAGUUACCCCACAUCGCCCCUGAAGGGGCGGGUCCGCUUCACAACGGAGCCCCCCUCCCUCAGCAACCCUUCCAUCCAGAUCUCAGACGUCAAGAUGACUGACGAGGGGAAAUACAUCUGUGAAUACGCCACCUACCCCAGUGGCAACGAACAGGGUGUCACCUCCCUCGUCAUGCUAGCCAAACCCAGGAACUCUGCUUCCGGGGUAACAGUGAUAGCCUCCACUGUCGCCACGGGAGCCCAGCCAGUUGUCGUGGCCCGCUGUGAGUCGGCCGACGGUCGUCCUGCUGCCCAGAUCGCAUGGGUGACAGCUGUCAAUGGCAACGCUACCUCCGCCUCUACGGCGGGCGCUGACAACACCGUGACUGUAUCCAGCCAGUACAUGUUGGUUCCCACAGCAGCAGACAACGGCAAAGACAUCAGCUGUUUGGUGUCCCAUCGAACCCAGGCCAAGCCUGAGAGCUUCCUGAUGAACCUGGCCAUCGAAUACCCCCCACAGGUGACCAUCCUGGGCUAUGAUAAUAACUGGUAUGUGGGUCGGACAAACGUGGCUCUGACCUGUCAGGCUACUGCCAACCCCGUCCCUACCACCAUCGCAUGGAAAACUAUGUCCGGUCAGAUGCCAGACACAGUGCAGGUAAAAGAAAACGUGCUGACCGUGCUAAAGGUGGACGAGCAGAUCAACACAACCUUCGUCUGCGAGGUCAAGAACCGCCUGGGCACCGGCAAGGACCAGGUCACUGUUAUGGUCCGAGAACCCUCUGUGAUCCCCUCCAACGCGGCCGUGGUGGCAGGUGCUGUGAUUGGCUCCCUUCUGGCCCUCCUCCUCGUCGCCGCCCUUAUCGCCGUCCUGGUCACCCGGAGCCGCCGGCAACAGCAGGGUUACCGUGACAACCCAAACCACAGCUCCUUCGACAUAAAGUCGCGUCUCUUCGGCUCCGGCAAGAAGGGGAGCAAGAACGGGACAGGUGCUGGCGCCGGGGGCAACGGGGUGGGCGGCAACAACAACAGCCCCAUCUACGUCUACAAGGAGGGCUCCGCCCAUGAUGGCCUGACUGACAAGGCCAAUCAACAUGUGCCGCUGCACCUGGGGGGGCAUGGUGAGGGGGGGGUUGCCACGGCGCCCACGGCGCAGGACAUCUUGCUGAGUGGUGAGCUGGAUGAGGCAGAGCGAAGGAAGUUUGACCAGCUAGAGGACGAGGAGGAGAGUUACGACCACUUUGGAGGGGGCGGGCCCAUCCUGCAACUCCGCCCACCACAUGACCAGGACGGAAUCAUGAGCGGUUACCUUGACGAUGACAUGGAGUCUCAGCGCGACGGGUCGGUCAUCUCACGGACUGCCGUGUACGUGUAGAGAGAACGGGCAGAGGAAGAGGAGGAGGAGGAAGGGAAAGCAGGAUGGAAGAAGGAAAAGAUGAAUGAACAUGUCCUCCUUCGAGAGGAGUCGGUGGUGUUGGGAUCUCCUCUGUUGGAUCAUUUGAAAUAUAUUAACAACCACCAAACAUUCAGCCCAUAGAGAGAGCAAGAUGAAGUGGCUGAGGGAGGGAAUGUACAGAAACCAGAUGAACUGAAUGAAGUGGAUGAGGGAGGGAAUGUACAGAAACCAGAUGAACUGAAUGAAGUGGCUGAGGGAGGGAAUGUACAGAAACCAGAUGAACUGAAUGAAGUGGCUGAGGGAGGGAAUGUACAGAAACCAGAUGAACUGAAGUGGCUGAGGGAGGGAAUGUACAGAAACCAGAUGAACUGAAUGAAGUGGCUGAGGGAGGCAAUGUACAGAAACCAGAUGAACUGAAGUGGCUGAGGGAGGCAAAUGUACAGAAACCAGAUGAACUGAAUGAAGUGGCUGAGGGAGGCAAUGUACAGAAACCAGAUGAACUGAAUGAAGUGGCUGAGGGAGGGAAUGUACAGAAACCAGAUGAACUGAAUGAAGUGGCUGAGGGAGGGAAUGUACAGAAACCAGAUGAACUGAAUGAAGUGGCUGAGGGAGGCAAUGUACAGAAACCAGAUGAACUGAAUGAAGUGGCUGAGGGAGGCAAUGUACAGAAACCAGAUGAACUGAAUGAAGUGGCUGAGGGAGGCAAUGUACAGAAACCAGAUGAACUGAAUGAAGUGGCUGAGGGAGGGAAUGUACAGAAACAAGAUGGAGGACUGGUGCGUUGAUAAAACAACUAUUUUUCUCUGGUCCCAAUAUGAAAAGUGGAUCACUUGAUAUCUAUCUACCAAAACAAUGAAAGAAAUCCUGAAACUAUCUUUCUCACAUCUCUGCUCUGUCUGUUGUGUUCCUCAUUUCUAUAGUUUAGGGACCUUGGAGAUUGAAGCCUCCAGAGAGACACAUUGUAGUAGGGACUUGUGGGUAAAAUGUCAUCUCCAUGCAGCCGUUCCCUCGCUAGCUAGAGAAACUCCUCACUAAAAUAUUCACUCUUAUCUCCACUAAAUGCACAGUAGCAAUGUAAGGGGUGUCACGAUGGUAUCUGCUCCCUGCUAUUCUCGUCUCUCUCCUGUCUCUCCUGUGGGACAACGUUUGUUCCGACUACAGUAGCCUUGUUUCUGCUGUAUGUGACAGUACUGGGGAAGGGAACAGGAAGUUUGGCAGGGGAAGUGGUCGAUGUAGUUGUGGUUAAGUAAAAUGUCAAAUUCUCUCUAGUGUCUGUAUGUUGCAGUAGGCCGCCUCUUUCUACCUCAUUUUCUCUCUGCUAUUGUGCCACCAACUGGAAGUAUGUGCAGAAUUUAGUUUGGGACAUUCUGAAAUGAUAAACAACUUACUGAAGGAGUGGUAGUCAUCUAGAUGAAGACCGUGCAUGAAAGGGGAAUUGAUAGAGGGGUAGGAGGGAGGGAAACCAUACAGCUGUUCUCUCAUGUCCGGAGAGAGGGAUUAGGAUGAAUUGAUAGAGGGAUAGGAGGGAGGGAAACCAUACAGCUGUUCUCUCAUGUCCGGAGAGAGGGAUUAGGAUUAAUUGAUAGAGGGAUAGGAGGGAGGGAAACCAUACAGCUGUUCUCUCAUGUCCGGAGAGAGGGAUUAGGAUGAAUUGAUAGAGGGAUAGGAGGGAGGGAAACCAUACAGCUGUUCUCUCCUGUCCGGAGAGAGGGAUUAGGAUGAAUUGAUAGAGGGAUAGGAGGGAGGGAAACCAUACAGCUGUUCUCUCAUGUCCGGAGAGAGGGAUUAGGAUGAAUUGAUAGAGGGAUAGGAGGGAGGGAAACCAUACAGCUGUUCUAUCAUGUCCGGAGAGAGGGAUUAGGAUGAAUUGAUAGAGGGAUAGGAGGGAGGGAAACCAUACAGCUGUUCUCUCAUGUCCAGAGAGAGGGAUUAGGAUGAAUUGAUAGAGGGAUAGGAGGGAGGGAAACCAUACAGCUGUUCUCUCAUGUCCGGAGAGAGGGAUUAGGAUGAAUUGAUAGAGGGAUAGGAGGGAGGGAAACCAUACAGCUGUUCUCUCAUGUCCGGAGAGAGGGAUUAGGAUGAAUUGAUAGAGGGAUAGGAGGGAGGGAAACCAUACAGCUGUUCUCUCCUGUCCGGAGAGAGGGAUUAGGAUGAAUUGAUAGAGGGAUAGGAGGGAGGGAAACCAUACAGCUGUUCUCUCAUGUCCGGAGAGAGGGAUUAGGAUGAAUUGAUAGAGGGAGAAAAAGGGACGGCUCAAACAGCAGGCUGUUCUCCCUUUCCUCCAUUUGAUCCCUCCCUCCUUGUGGUGUUCCUGACAGGAAGAGUUUGAUUGCUAAUGAGCCUUGAAGUCAAUGCUCAUUUAAGCCCACACACAAACCAAAUUACCACCGCUUAGAUGGUAUGACGUGGACAUUUUCUCUCCCUCCUCCCUCUCCUCCGUUCUCCCUCUCCUCCCUCCUUACCCUGUCUCUUACCUCUGUCUCUCUCCAUCACCUCUCUCCUUCUCUCCCUCACAGUCUCUCUCCUCCACCAGACUUUCUCCAUCACCUCUCUCUACCCUGUGUGUGUGUGUAUGAUUUACACAGGGCUGUGGGGAGGUCAGGGAUACAGGGAGAGCAGAGGGAGUAUUUCAUGCCUGCCUCUCUACGUGUCAAACACCCCAUUUACUGUACCCCCUUCCUCCUGCCAGACCUGACUCAGAAAGCCAUGGUGGAGUCAUGCCCUGCUCACUGUACAUCUCGGCUUUCAUAGUUUGAUUAGUAAGGUUUCCUCCUAUCCCAUUGUAUAUGUUGCUCUGUCAAUCUAUACAAUCACAAGGUAUAUAGAGAUCCAAAUACAUGAUGGCAUAUUUGCAUCUGUAGCUAAUUAAGAUAUAAAUGAAUUGAUUGAUUCUGUGCAUACAUAGGGGGGUGAAUGACCAGUUAUAGGACCUACAUUGACUAGCAGAGGUCUGGGUAUAAUCCUUCAUGAUUCAGACCGGAGCCUGAUAGUUUAGUGACUAAAUUGUCUUUCUAACAAGACAGUCGAGGGCUGUUCAAGCCAAUAUCACCAUGUACAACUAUUAUACAUCACUAGAGGCAAACAGAUGAGCACUGGAAGGCUAUGACCAGCUGUCUUCCUGAAGAGCCUUACUUUCCUACCCUCAAUAGCCCAGAUCUGAAUCCCCUCUGAAUCAGCCCCUUCUCAUGACUCCCCUGUGAUUCAUCGUGUUUCCUGGUUAAUCAGUGGGGUAUCCUUGGCCGCCCUGACCAGGUGAGGCACCUGAUUGGCCCAUUAAGCCUGGGUCUGUUUCUGAGUCACGACCAGCCAGAGGUCAUGGGGUCAAACGAUGUGCGUUUUACCGCUGAGGGCGUGGUGGGUGCCUGUGGGUCGCACCUCUAAUUGGGCACUUUAACUUUAACCCAUAGGGUUCACAGAGAAACAUACAUAUUACACACACACUCUGGUGAGAGAGCGACAUGUAUUAGUGUUCCAGGAUGACCUUGACUGUUGUGGAGGAGGUUGACCUUGGUGUGGGGGAGAGAAAGGAACAGAGAGGGGGAGACUGGGAGGAAUGGAUGGAUACUGACCCACUGUGCGACUUGCCUAACCAUCAGCACUUGAUAACACGAUAGCCUAAGUCUGUCAAUUACAAUAGAUUGAUAGCAUUAUGGCCUCAGUAUAGGCCAAAACUCAGACUUACAUACACAUUAUAGAUGCAGAGAGCAAGGCUCAACAGUGCAACCAUUUUACUCGCAUAUGCGCCUAAAUAUUUUGCUGUGCGACAUAGAUUUUUUUUAUUUUGGAUUCCCAGUGUGCUGAGAACUGUUUUGAAUUCUAGCUUCAUUACCUCAAAUAUUUUUCACUGUGCUCCUAAAUUUCUUUGUGUGCGCCUACAUUUUUCAACUUAGCCACACACGUGCUCCUAGAAAAAGGUCAGCAUAGAGGCCUGUAGUGAACUACUUAUCAUGACCACUAACACAAACAUGUAUCUCCUAUCUUUGCACUUGUGUGUAACACCAAAACAGGAUAUGCCCACUAGUUAUAUUUGUAUGAAGGUGAUUAAGUGUGUCUUUGGAGAAAUAUUGAUAAUGUCCUUCGGUUUGUAAUGUGAAGGAGGGAGGGAAGGGAGAAAGUUGUAUGUAUAUUUUGGUGUGAGGUAUCUGUAUACUAUAUAUGUACGGAUAUUUAUUUUUCUUGUCGAACUCCUGUGGAAAAAAUGUGGAUAUUUAUCAGUGUAAAUAACUGCUGUAUAGAGUCAAUGUUGUCGUGUGGAACUCAUUUCCUGGUUUGGCCAAGGUCAAAGUUCAAUCGGAGCCAAUAAUACUGUACUCAGAAUGUAACUGCUUGAAUAGACAACCCUUCAAUGAAAAGGUGUAGGAUGUAUAAGAUGCACAUCUUCAGCUAUUAAAUACAUGUAAACAUUUGAGUUUUUCAUCCAGGAUGAUGACUGAAAUAACUGGAUUAGACAGGUUCACUAAACUCAAUCAGCGUACUUAAGAUAGCUGCCCCUUCACCCAUAAACACACACACUAUUUAUCAGAUAGAGUAGCUCCCACAGAGUCAGCGCUGUGUGUGGUUUCUGAGUCAGCGCUGUGUGUGGUUUCUGAGUCAGCGCUGUGUGUGUGUGGCUCAGGGGCUUUGGGACAUCUGUCACUGCCACAGGGUGUGUAACCCUAAUGUAACCCCCAUUUCCUGCCCCCUCUGUCUCUUUAGCAUAGGGAGUUAGAGGAGACAUUACUGUACACUGUCCCCUGCAGCCUGAUCUCUCUCUCACACACACACACGCACACACAGAAAGAGGGAACUAGUAUGAGAGACACUUCCCGAACAGACACAAACACUCAGUGGUCCCAACUAAGCUCGUGGUCAGAACUCUGUCAGUAUAUUCACAGACCCUUCUGUUCCCCAGAGACUGGGAGAGAGCCACACACACACUCCUCUUGCCCAAUGUCAGGGAUUUGAAGGAGAAUGUGUGCUAAGAACACUUUAUGAGAAUCAUCUGUACUGUUGCUGUUUCUCUCUCUCUGUGAGUGCUGCGUUUUACCGCUUUCCCAAAAUAAAAUACCCAAUUGGCCAAACUUGACCUCCACAAACUGGUCCCGAAGUAAAAUGCUUCUAGAAAAUCACUAUCCAACUAUGUCUUCGGUCUUUAACAACAUUUAGUUGUUUUUUGAAGUAAAUGUUUUCUGGGAAUCUACUCUUGACCUCCACUUGUACUGGUUGGCACAAAGGUUUUAAAAUAAAAAUGCUUUUAGAGAGUUGACGUAAUGUUCCUGACCUGGAGCUAACACAGUGGUAGGUUGUUAGUAGUUGUUGAUAAUCCACAUAAUUGUCCUCUGGCUCUAAACACUGAUGACUAAUCCAAGCCUUAGCUUCCUUGUCGUCUCGAUCGCUCCUCCCUGAUGUGUACAUAGUAUAAAUAUAUAAAUACAGUAUCUAGCGGAAAGAAUUACUAAUUUAUGGUGUCACGUGUUCUAUUUCUCAGCGGCAAGCAUGAAGGAUUUAUUCUGUUCUGUAUCAAUGCUUCGUCCUUAUCUUUUUCUCUGUUAUUGCAGUUCUUUAUAAUUAAUGCUUUUGGAGUGCUUUAUUUCUCCACUGCUUUGCUGUGACUACUACGCCAAAACAGGCUUAAUGUGCUUUUACUGCACAAAAUGGUGCACGGUGCACACUCAACAAUCUUACAACAAAAUGUGCUUUUUAUUCACCAUUCUCUGAACUUGUUUAUUUUCUUUUUUAAAGGAACAUUUUAGAAUGUGUCACUAUUUGUCAUGUCUUUCUAUUUUUUUUGUGUGUAUUUUUUUGUAUAUGUUUGCAAUUAAAGUUUUCUUGAUUUUUGAAAUGA
Messenger RNA from Oncorhynchus gorbuscha (pink salmon), 7765 nucleotides. Its product is annotated as nectin-2-like. The transcript has 7 exons. Bases 301 to 1920 code for a protein of 539 amino acids. NCBI's taxonomy places the organism in Eukaryota, Metazoa, Chordata, Actinopteri, Salmoniformes, Salmonidae. The record is from RefSeq and is a predicted model, not a curated record.